Molecule: messenger RNA, 1038 nt
Organism: Arabis nemorensis
Lineage: Eukaryota; Viridiplantae; Streptophyta; Magnoliopsida; Brassicales; Brassicaceae
Source: the annotation of a GenBank genome assembly
AUGGAAGGCUCGCGUAGGAGGAGAGGAGAUGGUUGCACAGUCGUCGAGUGUUAUACGCCUCGUAAGGCCGUGGCUCGGUGGCUUUCUGGGUUGAGAAGUUCCAAGCUGGGGAAGAGAGAGGCAAUGGAGGAACAAGAAGACGAUACGGGAGAGUACCGAUUGACGACGCCCAGAAGGUGUUCGACGAAACGCCUGAACGAGAGUAGACCGUUGGAAGGAAAGCUGGAGACUCAUAGAUUUGAAUCAGGAAGCAGAGAAGCACCUUUGGAAAUGGGGAUUGGCUCUUUCUUGCUGUAUCUUGUUGUUGCAAGUAAAACUGAGCUUGAUAAAAUGGCAAACUUGCGAAUUGAAAUGGAGAUGCUUCUUCUAAAUGCAAAAGAAGAAUUACAGAAGAAAGAAUUACAGGAGAAUCCACCUAUGUCUUUGAACGAUGCAUAUGCGAAUGAACCAAGCGGUUACCAGUUUUCUCCUCAAGUCAUCUCGAAUUUGGCAUCAUCCAUUUUCCAAGACUCAUUAACAAGUGUUCUUCAAGAGGAGAACACAGAAUGUGAGGUCUCAAAACCAGAGGAUUACCAUCGAGGAGCUGACCGCAGUUCAAAACUCCAGGUUGAGGAAGGUAGUUUACGUCUGGAUGAAAAAGCAGAGGAGAGACAUACAAAGUAUCAGAUUCAAAGGCAACGCAAACUAAAAGACAAUGAAUGUGAGGUCUCAAAACCAGAGAUGGUGACAGAUGAGAGAUAUGGAGUGUGUCCGUACGAACUAGAGAAAAAACUGCAUGAAUUACUAGAGACAAGGCAACAAGAAGAGUUACUGAAGCUUGAAACCGCUCUGAGUCGUGUUGAGCGCAGACUACAGGAGAAAGAUACCGAGGUUUCAUGGUGGAAAGAUGCAGCCCACCUUCUUGCUCAGCGUGUUCCUGAAUCUUCUCGAGCUGGACUAGAAUGGUGCGACCCGGAAUCUUCUACAACAUGUUCAGAUCAAUCUGUUCCAAGAUCUUUUAAAGCAUGUUCAAAAGACCGCGUCAGUUUUUCUAGAUGA